This is a messenger RNA of Larimichthys crocea (large yellow croaker), 12993 nucleotides long. RefSeq names its product golgin B1 (gene golgb1). The record is from RefSeq and is a predicted model, not a curated record. Gene Ontology annotation, cellular component: cis-Golgi network; Golgi apparatus; membrane. The coding region runs from base 2005 to 10872 and encodes 2955 amino acids. The transcript is spliced from 20 exons. Lineage: Eukaryota; Metazoa; Chordata; Actinopteri; Sciaenidae.
AACAUAAUUUGGUAGAUAAUUUUAUUUGAAUGCCGCAGUUUGAAGCCAAGAAGUCAUAAGUAAAGUAACUUAAACAUUCCAGUUUGUGAAAUUAAUUUCAAAACACAGAAGAAAGCUUUUUGAUCUUAGUGUCAACAGCAGAAACAAAGAAAAUAAUACUGCUAAGUAACUAAUACUAAGUACUUUUGUAUGAAAUGAAGUACCGCCUACUUAUAAUCAUAUUUGAAUUCAUCGCAUUAAGCAGCUAUGAGUGCAGUACAUUCCUACAACUUAACAUGUUAUCAGAUAUCAAAUAAUGUAGAUAUAUACAUGUCAGUGCUUAAACUGAAGUCUAAAUGUCCUGUUAGUUAAAAUAUAUGUGUUAAUAUAAAAAAUAAAAUUAAAAAGGAACAUGUCACCAAAUCUCACUCUGACAUUCCAGGAAAAGGUUGAAGUCCUUGUUUAGUGGUGUCUGGAAUACAUUCAGCUGGAGCAUUAGUGUUUCCUUCUAGGCCAGUAAAACUUCACAGGAAGCAGCGUCUCCACAGGUAACUGGUGUGUUUGCUCGUUCAUGCCACAUUACAGAUAUUACAGUAAAAUUAAAUAUUGUUCAGACAGGCACAGAUAUAAAAAAACAAAAAAAACAACAACAUUUGGCUUGAGUUUGCUUAUGAAAGCGUUCAAAAAUCUUGUUCUAUGUCUCUUGUAGUGCAUUAAUGUAAUAUGGCCAUAAUGGGCUGUUUUUGGGGGAGCGGGAUGGAAAUGAAGGUGGAGGUAGACUGGAUGUCAUGCAGGGAUCUGUUUAACUACUCUACUCUACUUAUGGUCGUUGAAUUUCACAUGGGACAACAACAGCAUAGUGGUUGUUUCCUGGUGAAUGGACUGAUGUAUCUGUCUGGGACUUUUAUUUAAUUUUCUAUUUGUUAUUUUUAUGUUUUAUUGUCAAAAUAAGAUUUUGCAUCUUUUAUCUUGACUUUGCCUUAUUUAUUUAUUUUCCACUGUUCUCUUAGUUUAAUCUUGUAAAAUGUAAAACUCAAUAAAAAAUUUGAAUCAUAAAAAAAACAUAAUAUGGCCAUGUAUGCUUCCUACAUGUUUAACUCUAAUUUGCAUUAACAGUCAUAUCAGUUGUAUAUAAGUGAUAAAUGGCAGCAACAUUGUGUCUCACAAAUAUCCUGAAAUAUAGUUUCCAACAUGUUGGAAAAGCGUUUCCUGGACAAUAACAAAGUAUGGAUUAACCACAUGUGUAUAUAUAUACAUACAAAUAUAACACGAAUAAGACUAAUAAUGUUUUAAGAGCUUAAAAAAGUAAAAAGCUAGAUUUUUUCUCUGACUACAGUAAGGCCUCGUUUUCAUUCUUCAUCCAGCAUCAUUUACACAGAUUUCCAAAAGUUCCUUCAGCUUGUGUUGAUUUGGCGUCCUAAUACAAAGUCAGUUCGGGUUCAUGUCUGAACACGGGCAGAUGUCUCUGGCACCACCACCGGCGGUGGCGGCGGCGACACCUUUCCUCUUCCCCCAGUGGAGAUGUCUGUAGAUGGAGUCAAACACUGACACCGUGUAGCGUGCAAACAGGCUGGUCCACUUCACCGCAUCCACCAUCCACUGCACGGUACGCCCCACGAAGGCCACAAACACGGCGGCGUAGUGAACCAGCAGGAUCAGACUCCUGCCCAGCUGCCUGCCAUGGUUGAUGAUUAAAUUGACUCUUUGGUCAUGUCCUGCCAUUAUUAUAUAUAUAUGUAAGUCUUCUGUAUGCUUUGUGUCUUUUUCUGUUCUCAAGGGCUCAUUUUUCGUUUUUUUUAAAAGUAUAUAUUUGUGCAGCUACUCCCUUAUUUUUUUCUUCUUUUUCUUUUAGAAAGUGGAGAUUUGCAGACACUCCCUUAUUCACGCCGACCAAUCAGAGCGAAGGAAGUUUUGUUUCCGGGAAUGUUUGGUGAUGUGGCUAUGCUCUGACAUCCAUCCGAGGAAAUAUAUCACACACAAAAAAGGAGACAUUCACCUGGGAAGCACUCGCACAGUGCCAUCUUUAUGUUCAGCCGCCUGGCCACGGUCCUCCAGGAGCUCUCUGGAGAGGAGGAGCCAGAUGGAGACUCACAGCAGGGCAUGCUGGUCCCUCAGCUCCCUCCUGGUGAGGGCCAGGCUUCAGUAGAGUCAGAGGUACCGGAGGAGGCCAUGGAGAGGUUGGCUCACCUGGAGCAGCUGGUGGUUCAGCUGAAGGAGCUCAUCCGAGACAGAGACACCCAGCUCGUGCACAAGGACACCGAGCUGGCUGGCAAAGAUGCACAGCUCAAGAAUGAGAAAGAAGAAGCUGAGGCUCGCUUCACCAAACUCAAACUGCAGGCCAAAGCCAAGAUGGCAUCACUCAACAAACAGAUAUCUGAUCUGAAAGGACAAGGAGGAGCAACACAGAGUCCCGACAGCUCUUUUACAGGAGCCGGUGCUGCAGUCGAGGAGGAGCUUCAAGAACUUAAGACCAAGCUGAGAGAGGAGGAGGCCAACAGCAGAGGGCUUCAGGAACGACUCCAGACCACAGAGCAGCUCCUCCAGGAGAAAGAGUCCGUGCAUGCUGAACAGUUGCUGAAACUGCAGGCUGUGAUCUGUGAGAAGGACGUACGCUUCCAGGAGCAGAUCCAGAAACACGAAGAAGAACUGCUGAGAGUCACAACACAGUCUCAGGACGACGGAGCACUUCAGCAGGCGCUGCAUGCAGCACAGAGGCGAUGCGAGGAGCUCGAAGAGGCCUUCAAUUCUCGGUCCCAGGUGCUGGAAAUGCUGCAGCAGGAAGUGAGCAGCGCUGAUCAGCAAAAACAGAUCUUGACUGCUCAGUUCCGGCAGAUGGAGCAAGAGCUGGCCGAGGCCGUCAAGCAGAGGGAGGAGGAGAGGCAGCAGUGGGUCGAACAGGCCAGCAGGGCCGACGCAGAACUCACAGCCCUCCGAACCAGCCUGGAAGAGGCCUUGGAAGGGAAGAGCAUGGAGGUGGCAAGGCAAGAGAGCGAGCUGGCCUCCCUGAGAGAGUCGGAGCGUCUUAGUCAGGAGGCUCUGGAGAAGGAGAAGCUGGAAGUCGCCAGAUUGGAGAGAGAAGUGGCUCUGAUGAAAGAGGCUGAGCUCGCAACCGUCCAGGCGAGCCACGAUGCGUCAGAGAGAGACAGGGCGGAAAGAGUUCAGCUUGAAAGCGAACUCGCAUCUAUGAGAGAGGCGGUCGAGCAUGCCAGCCGGGACACCUCAGAGAGGGAGAAGUCGGAAGUUGACAAACUAGAGCGAGAGCUGGCGUCGCUUAAGGAGGAGCAUGAAGAUGCCCAGAAGAAAGGUGAGAUCUUGGGUGAAAUGUGGAGACAUCUACGUCCUUUGGCCCUUGAAGAUGUGACCGCAGCAGAAGAGCUUCCCGUCCCUGCUGACCUCUCCCUCUUCCUGGACGCUGUGCGGUCUAUUGAGAGUCGACUGACGAGGCUGAAAGAGAGCGAGGAACACUGUGCCGAGCUCACCCACACCAUGGAAACCCUUCAGGAAGAACUAGACAGAAAAAACACAGAACACGAGGAAACCGCUGCCAAGAUACAAGAGCUGGAGCAGCAAAUUGUAACGAUGUCUGAAAGAGACGAUGUGACCGAACCAUCGUCAGAUUCAUCUGAAGCUAAUAAAGCACGCAUACUGGAACUGGAGCAACACCUACUAGAAAAAGACAGUGAGCUGGUUGCCUUGCAGGAGUCCCUCAGACUGGCUAAAGAGUGCAGCUCCGGUGAGGUUGCAUCCGAUCAGACUCCACAUCAGGGUCAUGAUGCCAGCACGCCCCCCCGUGGCAGUGCGGCAGCCCUUCCUGACUUCAUGGAGGACACACAAGAAGAGGAGACCACCUUAGUUGCCGAGGACGCCUCAGUCCUCUCCAUUUCUGCUGAUAAUGAGAGCAGCCCAGAGCUUCUCGGACACCAGUCCGAAUCCCCAGAAGAAUCCAAAGCGACCUCUUCGGAUGAGAUGGUCGCCAGUAGUGAUUCAGAGGUCGCCCACAGCAGCUGGACCCUCCUGGAAGCUGUGAGUCAAGAUGGAGGCCAGGAGUGGCCGUCCAACCUGCAGGACUUUGGCCAACUGCAGCUGCAGUCGUGGGAGGCGACAAGCAUGGAGCAGGAAACCUCCACAGUUCAAGUUGAAUCUUCCUCUGUCAUCAUCCGAGAGACGGUACAAGUUCAUCUAACUCAGAGUUCUUCCACCACAGACGGUAACCCUCCCUCUGACCAGGCCUUUGCCCAGCUCUUAGCCGAGGAGCUUCAGAAGAGGUACAGCGAGCUUUUGGCCGAGCUUCAGAGGCUCAGAGACGCAGCAGCAGAUUCACAGGAGAAAAUCAAGGGCCUGGAAGAAGAUGCACGAUCGCUUAGUGCUGCUAAAGAAGAGGCUGAGUCCCAGGCUAAUAGUUUUGCAGAGGAACUAAAGUCAACCAGAGACGAGUUGGACAGGCUUUCUCAGCAAAGCAGCUCUGGUGUGGAGAAACACAGUAUUGAAAUGCAGCUUCUAGAAGAGCAGAUAGACAUUUUAAGCACUGAAAGUAAAGCCAAGGAGGAGAAGAUCCAAGCCAUGCGGGCAGAUCUCGAAAUGGCCCGUCAAGCUUUCUCUGAGCAGGAGGGACAGGCCAGGAUGCUGAGUGUUCAGCUGGAGGACAGAGAGCUCCUCUCCUCCGAGCUCGAAAGGAGGCUUCAAGAUAUGGAAAACAGCAUGUUGGAAUACUCUCAGACGUCAGAGCUCAACAACGACAGUUUGGCAAGGAAGGACUCUGAGAUCAACGAGCUACAGCUCCGCCUCAGCCAAAAGGAGCACGAGGUGAUGGAGCUCAACGACAGCAUGUCUGCCAAACUCCUCCAAGCAGAAGAAGAGAAGUUUCAGACCAACAGUGAAGUCAGCAAACUGAAGGAGCAGAUUGAGGAACUGGAGAAAGUCAAAGAUGAGAAACUUAACGUAAGUUUUGACGGCUCGGCUGCUCAGGUAGACGAUGAACUUUUGAGUUUGCGAAAGGCGAAGGGAGUGCUGGAAACCCAGCUGACGAACACAAAGAAGAAGCUGCAGGCUGCACUUGUGCAACGCAAAGAGUUAAUGAAGAAGGUCGCUGACUUUGAGAUGGAAGCAAAGAAACGGAAAGAGCAAGAUGACGCGGCAGAGGGAGAACAACCUAGAGGACGUGACAUUCAGGAAAUGGAGGCUAAACUCGUCGAACUCGAGCAAGCUUUAAGAUCCAAAGAAGAGGCAGUCGAGGCUCUUGAGCAGAAAAUCAGCCAGCAGGAGCAAACUCUCACUGAGACGCUUGCUCUGAAUAAAACGCUAAGCGAAGAAGCUGAGAACUCACAGCAGGCUGACGUUUCUUCUGAAACAACUGCGUUACAAUCCCAAGUGACUUCCCUCGAAGCAGAGUGUGAAACGCUGCAGAGGAAAGUUCAGGAGGCUCAAGAAUCUCGCAAGGAAACCAUCCGCAAAGCCAAAGAGAAAGACAGGCACCACCGAGAACAGCUCAAGCAGCAGAAAGAGGAAUACAGCGACCUGAUGGAAAGGUUCGAGCUGCAGAGCGGCGAGCGAGAGGUUCUCCUGACUAAACUGAGAGAGAUGGAAGAAAAAGCGAGCACUGAAAGUGAAGCCGUACCUCACCAAGAGACCAAGAAGCAGCUGGUGGAAGAUUUGGAAAAGCAAGCAGCAGGUGAUUGGGUCCAGGAGGAUUGGGUGGACUUUGCCGCGUCUGAGACGGAUUCAUCACAACCGCAGUCCAGUGAUCCAGUUCAGCAUCCCGCAGAGCAGUCCGACGUCCUUUCUGCACAAAUGGAGGAAGACCUGGAAGCUCUCAGAGCCGAGAUCCAGACUGUGCGGACCGCCAACACCGAGCUCGAGAAGCAGCUCCAAGAAACACAGGCCGGUUUGUCGCUGAAGGAAGCUGAAUUGUUGGAAUUGGGCAAAGAGCUACAAACACUAAGAGAGAAGGAAGCACAGAUCGACGCACUCUCAGAGGAAAUGAAUGAUCUCAGAGAAAAGCAUCGCCAAGCGGAGUUUUACGCUGAAACCCUGAAAGCAGAGAUGGAAGCUGCAGUCAGCGCAGCAUCUGCAGACUCUACCUCCGCCGUUGCAACUCUUCAGGCCGAAGUGGAGGACUUCAAGCAGUUCCUCGACAACAAGAACCGUGAAAUCACGGAGCUGAGCCAGCAGCUUAGCGAGCAGGACUCUCUCAUACACUCGAUGCAGGGCACAGUGUCGCAGAAGGAUCAGCUGAUAGAGUCUUUACAGGACGAGCUGAAGGCUGAGCAAGAAAAAAGCCAAAGGUUAGAAGUCGAAGUUCCACAGAAGCAAGAGGAAGAAAAAGACAGCGAGGCGAAGAUCCAGCAGCUUCAGCGGAAACUUCAGGCCGCUCUGAUCUCCCGCAAAGACGCCUUGAAAGAAAACAAAACCCAGAAGGAGCAGCUGGCUUCGACUGAGAAGCUCAUAGCCGAACUGCAGCAGAAAAUGGAGUCGGCAGAAGACGAGCUGGAGAAGCUAAGAGCGGAAAGAGUUCGACUGAUUGAAGAAGUCGACCGCACGUUACUGGAGAACCAAAGCUUGGGAUCGUCCUGUGAGAGCCUCAAACUCGCCAUGGACGGCAUACUGAACGAGAAAGACGCCUGUAAGAGAGAAACGGACUUGGCAAAAGAAGAAGCGGCAAGAACAUGCAGAGAAUGGGAGGAAAAGGUCCAAAGCAUGAAGGACGAGUACGAGACUCUGCUCAAGUCGUAUGAGAACGUGAGCGACGAGGCGGAGCGAGUGAGGCGAGUCCUGGAAGCCGCCAGGCAGGAGAGACAAGAGCUCGCGUCCAGGGUGAGGACGCAGGAGGCUGCCAGGCAGGAGGCCGAAAGACAGGCGGAAGAAGCUCAGAAAGAGGUGGAUUCGGUGAAAGACAAGAUGAGAAAGUUCGCCAAGACGAAGCAGCAGAAAAUACUGGAUUUAGAGGAGGAGAACGAGAGGCUCAGAGAGACGCAGGAUAAAACUGUGGUGAAACGAGAGAGCAGGGCUCUCAAAGCUGAGGUCGAAAGACUUCAGGAUGAGCUGGAGGCUUUAAAAGCUGAGUUGGACGCUACGGCGGCAGAACGAGACUCUUUAGGGCAGCGGAUUGAAGAGCUGAGGCAACAAUCUGCCCAAACACGAGAGAAAGAAGAUGGUGUAGUUCAGGAUGGCUCUGCAGCUGUUGUUGAAGAGGUUGUCGCUGCCCAGCAAUCAGCGAUAAUCAUGACCAAAGCAGAGCCUGUUGAGAGCCAGUGUGAAGACACAGAAACACCCUUAGAGGAGACAACAGCUGACCAAAAAACUGCAGAGCAUGAACCAGAAACACAUUUACAACCUGCUGAGGCGAAAGAAGUGACUGAAAGUGUUCAAGCUUUGUUAGAGGAUAAAAUAAAGGAAAUGGAGGCGGAGAGGAAACUGUGGCAGGAGCAGGAGGCUGAACUCAAAUCUCAGCUGGCCUCUCUCGAGCGAGAUCUUCAGGAGAGCAAAGACAAGGAGAGCCUGGUGGCCUCUCUGGAGAAGUGCCUCCAAGAGAGCAAAGAGAGAGAAAAGAGUCUGAUCGGAGAGGAUUCGAACAGGGAGGCCCAGUUCAAGGAGCUCCUCAGGAGCCUUGAAACCGAGAAAGACAACCUGGAGGAGCGUCUGAUGAACCAGCUGGCUCAGCUCAACGGCAGCAUUGCCGGCUACCAGCAAGAGGCAGCGGACAACCGGGAGCACCUCGCCGAGCUGCAGCGGGAGGUGGAGAGGCUGGAGAGGGAGCGAGCCGAACUCGAAGCCGAGGCUCAGAGCGAGAGCGACCGGGCCGCCAGGCUGGAGGAGGACAUGAGGCAAGCCCAGAGAGAAAGAGCCGAGGCUGAAGCCGAGUCUGGUAAGCAGAGGGAGCUGGAGCAACAGCUGAGGUCAGCGCAGAGGGUCAGGGAGGGCAGUCAGAGCCGAGCGCGUCAGCUGGAGGAACUGCUGAGGGAGAAGCAGCUGGAGGUCCGUCAGCUGCAGAGGGACUGCAUCCAGUACCAGGAGAGGAUCAGCGAACUGGGUCGAGAAGCUAAAGCGCUGCUGCUAGGCCACGAUGAGCUCCAAAAGAAACUGGAACAAUCACAGCUGGAGACGUCAAAAACCGUAGAAGAUCUGAAAAGGACUGAAGCCGAGUUGAUGAGCUGCAAAUCUCAGCUGGAUGAAGCCCAGAAGCAGGCGAGCGACGCUUUGGCUGAGAAAACAACCAUUGAACAGAACGCACAAAAGAAAGAGGCCUCGAUGAAAGCUGAAGCGGAGCAAACCCUCGACUCUGUGAGAUUCAGGCUGGGAGCCGAACUCAAGGAGAUGGAGCUGAGGCUGGAAGACGCGUACAGCGAAAGGGAGAAGGAAGAGGAAGCCACUCUGGAGGCCAGAGAGCUCGCAGAAGCAGCUGAGAGACGAGCCCAGGAGAUGCAAGCCCGUCUGGAUGAGUCUCUGGCGAGGUUGGCUGCCUUCUCGCGCUGCAUGUCCUCACUGCAAGACGAUCGGGACAGAGUUCUGGAUGAGACCCGACAAUGGGAGACUCGCUUCAAUGAUGCUCUGCAGGGUAAGGAGGCUGAAGUCCGGGAGGCUGAGACUCGGGCCAAGGACCUGGCAGAGCAGCUUCAAAGAGAAACUACUCUGAAAGAGGAUCUUCAGCUUGCAGCGGACAGACUAGAGAAAGCAAACAAAGAUCUGCAGCUGAGGCUCGAAGAAGAGGAAAAGAAAGUCACAGAGAGCCAAGCUGCCCUCGAGGAGGAGAAGAAUAAACUUCAGCAAACCACGACUGAGCUGCAGUCUGCACAAGACGAAGCCAGUGCCCUGAAAAACGAGGUGGAGAGUCUUCAUCAGAGGACGAGAGCUCUGGAGGAGGCUGUAAGUCAGCUGCAGGGUGAAGUCGACCGGGCCAGGACCGAGCUGAGGGAGAGGGAGGCCGAAGAGAGGCGGCUGUGUCUGAAUGUGGAGCAGCUAGAGACAGAUCUGCGAUCCUCUAAGGCCCUGACGGAGAGUCUGCAGACGGAGUUAAAUGAAAAGGAGAAGAGAGAGGUGGAAAUGCUCGGCGAGAAGGAGCAAGCUGUUGCUGAGGCUGCGGAGGAGGCUAGAAAGGAGGCCGACAGCAGGGCACAAGGAGCCGAGGAGGAGCUGGAGCAGAGGCGAGGCGAACUGCGGGAUCUGGAAGAAAAACUGCGGAAGGCGGAGGAGGAGAGCAACAACAGAAAAGCCAGACUGGACUCUUUCAUGAAGGCCAUGGGCUCGUUGCAGGACGACAGAGACCGAGUCCUCAACAUGUACAAGCAGCUGGAGGAGAAACACCUACAGGUGAUGAUGGAGAAGGACGGUCUGAUCCAAGAGGCGGCAGGAGAGAAUAACAGCCUGAAGGAGGAGCUGCGCUCUCUGCUGGUCCAGAGAGAUGACCUGUAUGCAGAAAAGGCCAAGCUAUCUGCUCAGCUUCACGGCUACCGUGAAGAACUUAACCAAGUCCUGAGCAUGAAGGAGUCGCAGCACAAACAGCUUCUAGCAGCUCAGCGCAGGCGUAUCGCCUCUCUGGAAAAGCAGCGCGAAGAACUGGAGAGUCAGUUGAAGAGUGUGAACAGAGUCCAAGAGACAGAAGUAGAAGUAGAAGCAGCCAAGGUAGAGAGAGAGACUCUGAGCCAGGCUGCUAACUUUACAGCAGCGCCACAGGUCGUCGAUGCUCCCGGCGCUGAGGUCGAGAAGCUGAGGGAGCAGCUCCAAGCGGCGAGAGAACAAGUGGAGGCUUUGGAGGAGAGCCUGCAGAAAGAGAGACACGACAAGAAGAGUGCGUCGAAGGAGCUGGCCGAGCUGAGAUGGGAGGGAGGCGUGAUGCGAACAGAGUCAGAGAGUGCUCAGGAGAGAGUGGCGGAGCUGGCCCGAGACCUGCUGGCCGUCGAACAGAAGCUGCUGGAGGAGAAAGAGGCGACGACGCAGCUCAGAGCGGAGAACCAGUCGUUCUCAAAAGCCAUGGCCUCCCUGCAGGACAACAGGGACCAGGCAGUAAACAAGGCCCAGGAACUGAGCCUGAAGCUGGAAGAGAUGAGCAAGGCGGGAGGCCACGCAGCACCGAGCAGCCCCGGAGGAAACACCGGAGAAGUGUGGGGGCUGAAGAACGCACUGCAAGCCCUGCAGAACGACAGAGAGAGACUGCUGGAGCAGCUUCAAACACAAACGUCUGAGCUCAAGAAGCAGAAAUCAGAGCUGGCUCGACUGGGAGCGGGAGAGCUAAUUAAAGUCAGCCAGGAGCUGUUGGAGGAAAAGAAGAAGAGCGAAGACAUGCUGGGCGUCAUCGUGCAGCUGGAGAGCGUGGUGGAAAUGGGCAAGCAGGAAAUAGAAACCCUCAGACUGGAGCGCAUCGACUGGAUGGCUCAAGCAGAGCAGCUGAAGCAGCAGACCCUCGCCACGCUCUCAGACAGGGACCAACAACUGCGACAACUCACCGCCAUGCUGGAGGAGGCUCGCGCUCACAAGCCCAAACUUCAGCAGGAACACUAUCAGAGAGAGGGUACAGAGGAGGUGGACAGCGCUCCUGGAGCCCCACAGGAGCGUAGCAACCAGCUAGACAGCCACACCUACAUAGCUGAGCUCAAAGAGCUACAGAGGAGGCUGGAUGAAGAGAUGCAGCAGAGGGUGGCGGCUGAAGAGCAGCUUAUGGCCACACAGGAUCGACUCAAACGUCACAGCCAGGCUAAAUGGCAAGAAGAGGAUCAGUCGGAGACUGCUGUUUUCAUCGAGCCGCCGGAAGGAGCCGUCACCCGAACUCGGAGAGGUGGCCCAGGUUUGAUGCGGAUGCUCCGAGUGGCCUUCUGCUCCCGUCAGCGCACCCCUCUGUUGUUCAGCCUCUAUCUGCUCACUGUGCACGUCCUGCUGCUGCUGUGUCUGGGCGGAUACCUUUGAAACCAGCUCCCCUUUUAACAAACCCGACGGAUAUAAGAGAUAGAGAGAGACGAGGGAGGGAAAGAAAACAGAGAUGUGACACAGACCUAACCCAAGCCAUCAAUAUGUUUUAUAUCAUCAUUCACACACACACACACACAUUGCACUUUACAGGACUUAAUCUUUUAACCAAAGUAUGUAGAUUCAUAAAUCAAGCUGUCAUUGAUUUAAUGACGUUGCUCUUGACUUUGAGGGUGUUUCAAAGCAAAGCGGAGAGGACAAUAAGGGACGUGGUUUAGUUUUUUCUUUGUAGAAAUCCACACAUAGAUUCAUAAUCAAGUAUUUUGGCAGACGAUGUUCUUCAGGUGCCUUUUAAAUUCACAGAUAAAUGGUUAGGGAACAACGCUAGUUCAGAAAUCUGUCCGUUAAACGUCAACGGCUCGCCCGGCUCUGUCAGAUAGCAACAAAAUCCAGCAACUCACCAAUCAAGAUAUAACUCUAUUAUCUAUUCAUAUGUGGACGGUACGGUGGUGCGGUGGUUAAGCUUCCUGGCUCGAACCUUGGCUGGGUGUUUUGCUUGUGUCUCCGGGUACUCCGGCUUCCUCCCACGCUGCAAAGACAUUCAAUUAACAGGUUAAUUAGUGACUCUAAUGGUUAUUUGAUGAACUGGCGACUUGUCUAGGGUGUACCUGUCUCAUCCCUGACGAGGAUGUGGUUACAGAAAAUGGAUGGGUGCACGUUUAAUUUGUACAGACGUUGAUGUUUUACGGGGGAUAUGUGCCCACAGUUUAUAUUUCAGCUCUGAGCCAGGCUUUUUACACUUUUAAAAGAAGAUUAAACAAACAAUAGACAUAAUAUGUUAAUUGUUGAGCUUCAGAGGUGCGAGUAGGUGGAUUUUGUUUAAGCUGAAAGGAGCCAGCGACGUCAGCUUUCUGGUCUUUGUCCUAAGCAAACCAGGCCGACAGAUUCGAGAGUCAGUCUUCUAGUCUGAUGAAAGCGAACGAGCGGGUUUCCCAGUGUGUCAACCUUUUUCUUUUAGGAUGGCUUGAGGUUCAGGACGUGCUGUUAAUACUCCCGUCUCUUCCUCUUCUACUCUUUUCCUGCACAAAAACGGAGCACAGUGCAAUUUCCCAUUCUUACACAUUCCUAUUGUGUGUUUUCCUUUUCCUUAUUUUUUAUUUCCGUCUUAUUUGAAUCACAAAAUGGAGCAUUAUAUCGAUAUUUGUACAUAUGUACAUGUAUUAUGUACAUGAGUUUCCCCUCCUUUAUAUCCGUUCCCCUGUCCGAGCUUCUGUUGCACACGUUUAGAUUUCACUCUGUAGUUUUUGACGGCAGAUUGAAGUCGCCUUUCAGGUGCAAUGUUUAACCACAGUGUGGAUUCAUUCCAGAGGAGAAAGACUGCUGUGUUUUCUAAUGAUAUCCAUCUCAUUAUAAUCUGCUCUGAUGUAGCAUAAUUUAUUGUCCAACAGUUGAAACAAUUGUCCACAUAUAUAAUGACACCGUCCACUUGAUUCCAGUUUAUUUAAUCGCUCACUGACUUCUCAUGUUCCUUCUUCACAUUCUUAGACCUACUGAAAUAUACUUUAAAUGUAAAUAACUGUUUUAAAAAGGGCUGUAUAGAAAACUGUAAUAAAAGUGUUGGUGGUUUAGAUCAGGGACCGAUCUCGUCGAGCAUGAAUUAUUUGCUCAUUUGUGUUGUGACUUUACUGUUUGUUUGUUUUUUUUUUGGGUUCAUUUUGUCUCAGUCCAGCAAAUGAAAACACAUUUUAUUAUUUGUGUCUUAAAUAAGAAUAAAUGGGUGACCAUUAAUCAGUGAUUAUGACGUUUGAGCACACGUUUUUGAUUUAAAAAAUCUUCAUCACGUAUUCAGUCAUGAUUCCUAUUGUCGUCACAUCUAAUGACAGUUAACCCUUUGAGGUCCGAGUGAUGCCCAUGGUUGCAAAAAACUCUGAUUGGACACCAGAGGGUUGAUGCGAAGCUCAGGUUCAAACCAGUGGACUGACGUCGUGACAUGCUGCAACAUUUUAAAUGAACUGGUCUUAAAAACACUUGAUUUCUUUGCCGUACGAGAGGAAGAAUGAUAUAAACGUGUGUGAAUCACGACCACGUUCGAAGCUUUGAAUAAAAUGUUUUCAUGUGGAA